Messenger RNA from Adineta steineri, 1083 nucleotides. Lineage: Eukaryota; Metazoa; Rotifera; Eurotatoria; Adinetida; Adinetidae. The record is from the annotation of a GenBank genome assembly.
AUGGAAUCUAAGAAAAUCUUAUCGAAAGAAACAUUCCCUCCACCAUUAAUUUGUCUUGUAUGUGGUGAUGUGGCGCGUGGAAUGAAUUUUGAAGUUAUAACAUGUAUGUCAUGUAAAGCAUUUUUUCGAAGAAAGAAAGAAUCUCGUUGUCUACUUAAUAAUGAUUGUAUUAUAACCAAACAAACGCGUGGCGCGUGUUCAGCUUGCCGGUUAAAAAAAUGUUUCACUCUUGGUAUGGAUCCAAAAGUGCUGCGUGGUACAACUAAAAGAGCAGCUGCUUAUAUAAAUUUCCAACAACAACAACAACAGACUUAUGUACCUCAGCCUACAACCAUUAGUCUUUUAUCUAAAGAUCAUUCGACUUUAACAUUUGAUGAAUGGAAUAUUUUAUCGAAUAUUGUUCAUGCUUAUGAUGAGCAAAAUAUUGUUAUACGAAUACAACAUGCACUUCAAGAACAAUCAUCAUUACCACUUAAACUUCGCUCGAAACAAUCUAGUACACUUGAUUUAGUCGGUUUAUUUUAUACAGCUAUUCAACCAUUUAUAGAACGUUCUCCUUAUUUUCAUGAUUUACCAAUAGUUGUUCGUCAAGUUCUUAUACAUAAUAAUUUAAAUGGUACAGGAGCAUUUAAUUCAUUAUUUGGAGCUCUCCAAGCAAAUGUAUUUGAUAAUGAAGCACAUAUUUUAAAUUGUAAUGAAAUUUAUGGAGCAGAAUAUGUUAAAGAAAGUGAACGAGUUAUGCGACGAUUGGAAUCAGAUACAACACUUAUAAAAAUGCUGCUUAUUAUUUUAGUAUUUUCUAGUAAUUGUUCAAUUAUUUCAUCUGAACAAAUAUUUAGUUUAUCAUAUACAUCUACAACAAGUGCGAUGAUUCUUACUCAUGUUCAAGAUAUAUUUGUUGUUAUUUUAUGGAAAUAUUUAGUUUAUAAAUAUGGAUUUAUUGAAGCUGUACGACGUUUAAAUCGUCUAGUCAAGAAUUAUUUAGAUUUACUCAAUAGAGUUCAUGAAAAUCAUAGUAAACAACAUGCUGAAAUGGUAAAUAUUAUUGUCGAAAAAACUGCAGAUUCAUUGGCUUUGAAUUAG